Molecule: messenger RNA, 2298 nt
Organism: Sesamum indicum (sesame)
Lineage: Eukaryota; Viridiplantae; Streptophyta; Magnoliopsida; Lamiales; Pedaliaceae
Product: Pentatricopeptide repeat (PPR) superfamily protein
Biological process (GO): RNA modification
Molecular function (GO): RNA binding; protein binding
Source: RefSeq, a predicted model, not a curated record
AUGAGACGAUUAGCAAUUUUUACUGCAGCCACUCAUCAAUCCGGCGUGAUCCACAACCUAAUUUCUUCCACCCGAAAGCUUCACGUUCCAGAUAACUCUGAUGGAAAAAACAUCAAACACCAUAGGCACCUGCACCUGCUCCACGACCCCGCAAAAAUCCGUUCACUCGAUGAAGCAAAAUCUUUCCACGCUUUCGUCAUCACUUCGGGCUCAUUUCCGACCCAGGAACCCGUUUUCCUCUACAACAAUCUUGUCUCCAAGUACGCGUCCUUCGGCAAAAUUCACAUGGCUCGCCGGUUGUUCGACGAAAUGCCUCAACGGAAUGCUGUUUCGUAUAGUUCCAUGAUAAGUUGUUACAGUCGAGAUGGAUUUCCGAAGGAGGCUUUGGGACUGUUCUCCGAAAUGAGGAAGUGUGAUUUUAAGCCGACAGAGUUUACGUUUGGCGGUUUGUUAUCGUGUCAGUCGUUGGGUGUAUUAGAAGGAAUGCAGUUGCAGGCGUUGAUUGAAAAGAUUGGGUUGCUUUACGUAGACGCUUUUGCUGGAACUGCGUUGUUGGGAAUGUACGCGAGACAUGGAUGUUUAGAUGAAGCUCUUGGAAUGUUUGAAUUCAUGCCUAAAAAGAACUUGGUAACGUGGAAUAGCAUGAUACAUGUGUUUGGUCAGAUGGGUUAUAUAGAAGAUUGCAUUUUUAUGUUAUCUGAGCUGAUGAGAAGCCGAGUUUGGAUGUCCGAAUACACAUUCAUCAGUGUUUUUACUAGCUUAGAGGAAUUUGAUAUACAAUUGGGCGAGCAAAUACAUGGGUUAGUGAUAAAGUUUGGUUUUGAUGCCGUAGCUUCAGUGUGCAACUGUCUGAUUAAUAUGUAUGCAAAGUCUGGCGCCACAUGCUUGGCAGAGAAAAUGUUUGAGAAUGCUCCUGUUAAGGAUAUAGUGUCAUGGAACACUGUGAUUGGAGCAAUGGCAAACAGUGAUAAACCAGCCAAAACACUUGAUAUCUUCCUGAAGAUGUGUAUGACUGGAUUAUCACCUAAUGAAGUAACAUUUGCAAAUCUGCUCAACUCUUGUUCAAGAGUGCACAUUUUAUCAUAUGGGGAAUACAUCCAUGCCAAGAUGAUUAAGAAAAGAUUUGAGUCUGAUAUGUACACUGGGAGUGCUUUGGUUAAUCUUUAUGCAAAGUUUGAUAAGGUACAAGAAGCAUCUAUUUGUUUUGCUGGCAUAACUCAGAAAAAUUUGGUUUCUUGGAACUCAUUGAUGCUGGCGUACUCGAACAGGGAUUCUUUUUCUGUCAGGUUGCUUCAGGAGAUGAUUCACUCAGGAUAUUACCCAAAUGGAGUGUCAUUUUCUAUUGUUAUUAAAUCAUCAUCAAAAGCAGAGUUGCUACAACUUCACGCACUGACAAUAAAAAUGGGAUACCAUGAAAAUGAUUAUGUGUCAAGCUCUCUUAUAAGCUCAUAUGCUAGAAAUGGUUUGGUGUCCGAUGCCUUGAUCUUUGUUGGUUCUAGUAGUAACAAGCUUCCUGUUGUUUCUUCUAAUAUUAUUGCAUGGAUUUAUAACCAAACAGGACAUUUUGAAAAAACUCAAGAAUUAUAUGCUGCAGUGGAGAAUCCAGACACUAUAUCUUGGAAUAUUUUGAUUGCAGCUUGUUCCCGGAAUGGUGAUUAUAAAGAGACUUUUGAACUUUUCGGUCACAUGCGUGCAUCUGAACUCUGUCCAGACAAUUAUACUUUUGUUAGCCUCUUCAAUGUCUGUACCAAAUUGUGUAACCUUGCUCUGGGCAGUUCUCUUCAUGGUCUUAUUGUGAAGACUGAUUUUAAGUUGUGUGACACAUUUGUCUGCAACACAAUGAUUGACAUGUAUGGAAAAUGUGGAAGCCUUCAGAGUUCAGUUAAAAUCUUUAAUGAGAUGACGAAGAAGAACAUUAUUUCUUGGACAGUCCUUGUAUCAGCCCUUGGACUGCAUGGCCAUGCAAAUGAAGCAUUACAAAAAUUCAGGGAGAUGGAGCGAAUGGGCAUCAAGCCAGAUAAGGUUGCUUUUCUGUCUGUUCUUUCUGCUUGUAGGCAUGUUGGAUUGGUGAAACAGGGAAUGGAUCUCUUUAGCCAAAUGAAACCAAUGUAUGGGAUCGAACCAGAUAUAGAUCAUUAUCUCCUUGUUGUCGAUCUAUUGACCGGACACGGGCAUAUUAAAGAAGCUGAGCAACUCAUUUUGAGAAUGCCUAUUCCGCCAAAUGCACUGAUAUGGCGUAGUUUCCUUGACGGCUGUAAGAAACAAAGGACCAAAGAAAGUCUUGCUCUUGCAGUAUAA